AUGGCCUCCCCAAUGUCCCCCCAGGAAGGAAGCCAAAGCGAUGAGAUUCCCAUGGAAAAAAAUGCCGGUCUCGUCAUGGGCACAAACAACAGCAGCAUUGUCUCCAAAAGAAGCGUUGAGAAACUGUAUCUUCCUCAACCACACUUUUAUCGCUACUUUGUCAGAAAACCAACCCGCCGCUCUCCCACCAUCAACCGAGGAUACUGGCUUCGCAUGAGAGCCAUCGACUGGGUGAUCCGACAGUUUCUGGAGAAGCCCUCAGACUUGAAGAAGGUCGUUAUUAACUUGGGCUGUGGCUACGAUCCCCUUCCUUUCCAAUGGAUGGCCCACCAUGCAGACUUGUGCGCCAAUACCAAAUUCAUCGACGUCGAUUUCGAAGAACUCAUGAUCAGUAAGCGAGACAUCAUUCUGCAUACUCCUAAAAUGAGAGAGAUGAUCUCCACGACGUCGGACACCGAGGCGGUGAAGGGUGUGGUGCUAGACUCGGACGUGUACGUCGCAAUCGGGUGUGAUCUACGAAAUCCUCCAAGACUGGAGCGCCUUCUACGAUCGGUUGUCGAUAUCGACCAAUGUCUUGUCUUAUGUCUCGCCGAAGUCAGCAUUACCUACAUGGCCACUCAGGAUGCGGACGCCCUGAUCGCUUGGACCUCUACGCUAUCUCCAGAUGUAACAUUCUGCCUGUUGGAACAGCAGUCACCGGAUCGUCCGGACAAUCCAUUUACAGCGGCCAUGUUGAAGCACUUUGCGAAACUAGGAACUCCACUUCGGUCCGUUCUAACAUAUCCUGGUUGUCACACUCAGACAUUGCGCUUCCAGGACGCUGGAUUCCCUCAUGUUGAAAUACAGAAUUUAUGGGAGCUUUGGGCCGACCCCAGAUUUCUGUCCCCAUCUCAGAGAAUCUCUCUGGAUGAGGUUGAGGAAUUCGAUGAGUGGGAGGAAUUCGCUCUAUUCGCAUCUCAUUACUGCCUAGUAAUAGCACAAACAGGUCCCGAACCUCUCAUGCCAGAGCAACAGAGAUCCAGGAGGGCAUCAGUUGAUAGUUUUGCGUCAGACCUGUCAGCAAGGACCGUCUCACCCCACAGAGAUAAUACGCAAUGGUUCGCAUACAAAUAUUCCGCGAAUCCGGAGAAAGAAGGGCGGACCCAUCAUGGGUCGGCUUUUAUAGUCCCCGGUCAAGAUGCUAUAGCUCUGCACGGCGGAGUUGGCCUUCGUGGUCGAUUGUCCACCACUUCCGUUUACACAUCGACAGACUCGACACUCCCGUAUCCUUCAGUCCCACCGGAAGAAAUAGGUGCCAGGUGUUGCCAUACUAUCACGACACUCCACAAUGGCCAGAACCUUCUCGUUGGCGGCCGAGGUUCACCUUCGUCGCCCAUGAAGGAUUGCUGGCUUCAAACGGACUCGAAGUGGGAGAGAGUCCAUGACCUUCCGGAACCCCGUUUUCGCCAUAGAGCUGCGGCCGUGGUACUUCCCUACGAUCAAUAUGGUGUGGUAGUGUUCGGAGGGAAAACUUCGGCGACCCGAAUCGCCAUUGACUGUCUGCUAUGGGACAAAGAGAACGGCUGGCAAGUUCUCCGCAGUCUCAAAGCUGACCCUAUGCCACGGUUUGGGGCAUCCUUUGUCCGCCUAGGCUUUAAUCAUGGUCUCCUUCUCGGUGGAAUGCGCCAAGAUGGAGUCAUUUGCCAGGGACUAUGGAAAUGGAGACUGAUCAUACGGGACAACAAAGUUACGGGAAUCAGCUUCAGGGUUUCGACAGCCUUGGAUGCCUCUGCGGGCAUCUGGCCCUGGCUGAACCGCCUCGGAGCUUCGUAUAGCGUCAUCAGAGACGAGAUUUUGGUCAUCGGUGGAGUGGCAAAGCAUGGCUGCAUACCCAAAGACUACGAGAUUCUGUCCAUCGUGGGUAGUUUCUCUGCCUUCAACGAUUACGAGAAGGAGAUGGAGUUCAGGGUCGCUUGUGUGUUGCCCAAGAGAGAUCCAGAUGUCCCGCGUCCUUUCCUGAUCGGCCACUCAACGCACUACACUGCGAGACAGACUACUCUGAUUGUUGGUGGCGGCGCAACUUGUUUCAGCUUCGGUGCAUAUUGGAACCCUGGCUGUUGGCUUCUAUAUGAUAGAGAAGCGGGACUGAGCUCGCACUGGGCAAUGGUGAGAUCAGAAACGAGACAAUGUGACCCUCAGCCUACGCCACAAGAUGCGCUGGCGGCACGCGUCUCAACUCCCGUGAAGCAUGCCAGAAUUGGCUCUGAACAGGAUUUCACGCAGGUGCUGAAGGAGGGCAGACCAAGAAUCCUCUUAGGCCUGGACAUUGGUCAAUGCAUAUCUUGUUGGACAGCAUCAUAUCUCCUCGCGAAGGUUCCGCCUUUAAAAUCGAUCGUUGUCCACUCCGCUCCAGGCCGAACCAUGAACUUCCAACGCAAAGACUUCGCCUACAAGACCACGACAUUCCACGAGUUCAUCCACGAGCUGGAGUCAAACCCGAAUGCGCACAUGUACCUCCGUUCCAUUUCCAGCACUAAUCCAACCACCUUACCUGCCGACCUUUCCGCCGACUGGCCCGAGCUCGCUCCUGAUUUCCACAUCCCUCCUGCCCUCUCGUUUGUGCAGAAUAACCAGCACAGCAGUCCUCUCCGCAUCAGCGCCAAUGUGAAUAUGUGGCUACAUUACGACGUGAUGGCCAACGUUCUCUUCCAGAUUCGGGGUACCAGAAAACUUAUCCUGUUCCCGCCGGCGGAUCUGAAGCAUUUGAAUUUCCCACCCGGCUCGACGACGUCGAGCAUCGACAUCUUCGAAGCGUUUCCUCAACAGCCAAGCUCAGGGGAAGAUACAGUGAGAUUCGUGCCAAAUACGAAGCCUCACAUUGCUAUUCUAAGGCCCGGUGAGGCGUUGUACAUUCCACCAUUGUGGGCGCACACGGGGACGCCGUUACCUGCUCCGACAAAGCCGGAAUCGGUAUCAGUGUCAACAUCAGUUUCAGCUUCAACAUCCGCUUCCGCAUCUACAACUGCACCCCUAUCCCAGCCAAAACUCGUUUCUCCUUCUUCAACGAAAGCCAUCUCCACCGAAGACAGCAAACCAAGGGAACUUCAAACCCUCAACGAAGCAAACGACCCCACGAACACAAACAUAAACUCAACCUCCGACUCGCACUCAAACUCGCACUCGUCGGACUCAGACUCGAGAAUAAACAUCUCCAUCAACGUCUUCUUCCGCACGCUGCACCCGCACAAGUACGCCGCGGGCCGCGACGUGUACGGCAACCGUGAUCUGGCCGCGUACGAGGACGGGCGCAGGGACGUGGAAAGGAUUGUGCGCCGCUUCCUCAAGACCGACAAUGCCAACCCUGACGACGAUCACACGCUGAAAUCUCACGAGCGCAGGGGCAAGGCGAAGGGUAAAAAGGCCCAGGACCAGGAAGCACCUGGUAGCCACGCCGCCGACAACAGUGCAGAAGCAGAAGCAGAAGCAAAAUCCGGGAGUGGAGGACUUGGCCUUGAACUGGACACGGGCAUGAUCCCGAAGGACAUCGUCAGGGCAUAUUUGGUUCGGCUGGCCGAGGAAUUAAAGGAAAAGGCCGACAAGUUGUAA
Molecule: messenger RNA, 3585 nt
Organism: Cladophialophora psammophila CBS 110553
Lineage: Eukaryota; Fungi; Ascomycota; Eurotiomycetes; Chaetothyriales; Herpotrichiellaceae
Exons: 4
Coding region: 1-3585 (1194 amino acids)
Biological process (GO): tRNA methylation; wybutosine biosynthetic process
Molecular function (GO): protein binding; tRNA methyltransferase activity
Source: RefSeq, a predicted model, not a curated record